AUGGGUGGCUCGGUCGGCGCGAUUGGCAGUUCGGGACGUCGCGCGGAUUGGCGCGCUCUGCCCACGGAUCACGCCCUCAUUUCCGGCAUUCUACAAGCAUUCGGCGGGAGCGUGCAUGACCGCAUGGAUGAUAUGCUUGAUUCCGCGCGAGGUGAACACGUUUUGAACGACUGCUACAACAACAACAUACGCAACCUGGCCAUCAUAGCCCACGUCGACCACGGCAAAACCACCCUGGUCGACGCGCUGCUGAAGCAGGGCCAGGUUUUUCAGGCCCACCAACAGGUGGGUGAACUGAUCAUGGACACCAACCCGCUGGAGCGCGAACGGGGCAUCACCAUCCUGGCCAAGAACGCGUCGGUCUCCUAUCGCGGUGUCAAGAUCAACAUCAUCGAUACGCCAGGCCAUGCGGACUUCAGCGGCGAGGUGGAGCGGGUGAUGAACAUGGCCGACGGCUGCCUGCUGCUGGUCGACGCCGUUGACGGCCCCAUGCCCCAGACCACCUACGUCCUCCGCCAGGCGCUGCAGCAGAACGUUGCGCCCAUGGUGGUCAUCAACAAGAUCGACCGCCCGGAGGCGCGCGCCGAAGAGGUGCUCGGACUGGUUCAAGAUUUGUUCCUGGAGCUGGCCACCGACGCGGACCAGCUGGACUUCCCGCCCGGCACGGAUAUGCAGCCGCUGUUUGACGCCAUGCUGGAUUCGGUUACGCCUCCGACCGGGGACCCCGACGCUCCGGUGCAGAUGCUGGUAGCCGCGUUGGACUACGAUAACUACCUGGGUCAGGUGGCCGUGGGCCGCGUCACCAACGGCACGCUGCGACUGAGAGAGAACGUGACGCUGGUGACCCGGGACGGGGAAGAAACGACGCAUAGCCUGGAGCGAAUCUUCGUGUUCCACGGCAUGGAGCGUGUCGAGGUUUCAGAAGCCCACGCCGGGGACAUCGUGGCGGUGACCGGUCCCGAGGGCGUCGCCAUCGGAGACACCCUCGCCAGCGCGGAAGACCCCCAAGCCCUGCCCACCAUAGACAUCCAGGAGCCCACGGUCCGCAUGACCUUCGGCGUCAGCACUUCCCCGUUCGUGGGUCGUGAGGGCGGGCGCUGCACCUCGCGAAACCUCUACGAACGGCUAAUUCGCGAGCUGCGCACCAACGUGAGCCUGCGGGUGGAGACCACCACCAGCCCGGAUAUUUUCGUGGUGGCGGGCCGAGGCGAGCUGCACCUGUCGAUCCUGGUCGAGACCAUGCGCCGCGAACAGUUUGAGUUUCAGGUUUCCCGGCCGGUGCCGGUGACCAAAACUGUUGACGGCAAGACGCACGAGCCCUACGAGAUCCUGACCAUCAACACGCGUGAAGAGUACGUCGGGGUGCUUACCGAAUAUCUUGCCGCCCACCUGGGCCAACUACUCGACAUGCGCUACGGCGAAAACGGCUACGUGCACCUGGAGUACAAGAUACCGACCCGCGGCCUGAUCGGUUUCAACGCGUUUUUCCUCCGCACCGCCAGGGGCGACGGCGUGAAGAACAGCAGCUUCACAUCCUACGAGUUGAUGGAUGGAGAUAUCAAAAAUCUGCGCGGCGGCGCGCUGGUGGCCUCGGAGGGCGGCGCGGCCGUCACCUAUGGCCUGAUCAACGCCCAGCGUCGAGGCGACACCUUCAUCGAUCCCGGCACCCCGGUGUAUGAGGGUAUGGUGGUGGGCAGUCGCCGCCAGGAUGGCGACAUCGAGAUCAACGUCUGCAAGGAAAAGAAGCUGACCAACAUGCGCUCGUCAACGGCCGACGUCGCCCAGCGAUUGAACGCCACGAUACGCAUGAGCCUGGAAGAAGCCCUGGAGUUCAUUUCCGACGACGAGCUGGUGGAGGUCACGCCUCAGAACCUCCGGCUGCGAAAGAUGGAACUAUCCAGCCACGACCGUAAGCGCCAACGGCGCGAUGGAGCGCGGGCCCGCGGCUGA
Molecule: messenger RNA, 1950 nt
Organism: Geodia barretti
Lineage: Eukaryota; Metazoa; Porifera; Demospongiae; Tetractinellida; Geodiidae
Source: the annotation of a GenBank genome assembly